Messenger RNA from Hypomesus transpacificus, 1156 nucleotides. It is a transcript of the gene arpp19b, whose product is annotated as cAMP-regulated phosphoprotein 19b. The transcript is spliced from 3 exons. Gene Ontology annotation, molecular function: protein phosphatase inhibitor activity. Gene Ontology annotation, cellular component: cytoplasm. The record is from RefSeq and is a predicted model, not a curated record. Bases 144 to 485 code for a protein of 113 amino acids. NCBI's taxonomy places the organism in Eukaryota, Metazoa, Chordata, Actinopteri, Osmeriformes, Osmeridae.
AGCCACAAACGCUGAACUGCGCAGGUGCUGGGGUAAAGUUGGUAGCUGGAGCAUCGUUUCAUUUGAGUUGGUAGGGUAUCAACUUGCUAGCUAGGUACAUUUUGCAAACAGCUUCAGUAUCGGGGAGUUAUACUUUGAUAGCUAUGUCUGAGGGAAGUGAUAUAACACGGACAGCUGAGGAACAGCAGGAAAUGGAUGAUAAAGUUGUAAGUCCGGAGAAGGCCGAAGAGGCGAAACUGAAGGCACGGUAUCCUCAUCUUGGUGCCAAACCCGGAGGAUCUGACCUUCUCAGGAAACGACUCCAGAAAGGGCAUCAAAAGUACUUUGAUUCCGGGGACUACAAUAUGGCGAAAGCCAAGGGUAAGAGCAAACAAGUGCCAACGGCCACAACGGAAAAGGCUGAAAUUACGGGGGACCACAUCCCAACGCCUCAAGAUCUGCCCCAGAGAAAGCCGUCGAUUGUGGCAAGCAAGCUGGCCGGUUGAAUUGAAAGGUUUUGUGACGUCAACUGUUUUGUUACCAUUCCGGCCCUUCACGUCUACAUAUUGGCCAACCCAUCCUUUUGUCGUCUUGUAUCUCCUUGAUAAGAAAUGAGAAAUUACUGUUUAAUCAACCAGGAUAUGUAUGCCACAUAACUCUCUCAUAGAACUAGAAAUUAUUGACACGAUGUGUAGGACUUUUUCUGAAAUCUAAUAUAGUGACUGGUUGAAAGUCAUCCCAAUCUGUUGGAGAGAAGCCCCGUUCUACUACUGUUUUUACAUUUUGCAUUGCACCUCCUAUUAGAAUUGUGAAAUAAUGUUGUUGUUUUGGAUUAUAUCUACCCCCUCCAUGAACGCUAUAUUCUUUGUUGAUUGCAUUGAAAAUGGUUUGGACAUAGCCCUUCUUAGGUGGUCUUGUUACAAUUAAUAUUUGUGACAUUGAUUUUCAAAGGCUGCUGUGAACAUGCAUCUCAUCUUGACUUCUAAAAUGGCCUUAACAGUAAUGAACCACUGUUUUUCUCGGGCAAUAUUUGCUCACUCCAGUGAGAAUCUCUGUGAAUGAAGCGGUUUUGUAGUCAAGCAACUCACGAAAAUGAAUUAUCUGGAGUGUGCAUGUGCAUUUAUUGUACAGUCACCUUGUGCCAUUUGUUUUGUAAAUAAAAUAGUUUUGCACAAUA